Molecule: messenger RNA, 3091 nt
Organism: Haliotis rubra (blacklip abalone)
Lineage: Eukaryota; Metazoa; Mollusca; Gastropoda; Lepetellida; Haliotidae
Exons: 14
Coding region: 240-2669 (809 amino acids)
Biological process (GO): signal transduction
Cellular component (GO): plasma membrane; nucleus
Molecular function (GO): protein binding; guanyl-nucleotide exchange factor activity
Source: RefSeq, a predicted model, not a curated record
UUGAACCACGAGAAGUGGAGAGAGGAAGACCGUUGCGGACAGUUCGGACGAUAUCUGUGUUUAUAAUUUGGAAUAUAUUGGAUUACAUAGCUGAACUGCUUGUGCAUAUACCACAGACUAUCAACAGAGACGUUGGAUAUUUGUAUUUUCCAUAUACGAAAUUGCCCGUGUGAUGUAGAAAGUGCUGCUGUCAAACUCUGGUAAUGUGAGCCCGGUUGAAAAUACAUACAUGACAGGGAAUGGAGAAUUGUAUGAAACGCCGUGAUCUCUUGUCUGAGGACAGUGAUCAAGAAAAUUGUGUUGAACGUGGAAUCAUCAGCCCCUACAAGAAACUGAAGCUGUCCGACUCCCCUUUCCUCCGCAGUGGAGAAUGUCAAGUACAAUAUUCAGCGCCCAUUGCUACCAAGAAAACACACAAAGUCCUGCAAAGUCAAGGACAACUGAAGGUAUCUGCCUACAUGAACUUUGGCUUGUUGACUGUUCAUGUCGUUCAAGCCCGUAACCUUUCUUCCAACUGGAAGCCACAAUGUGACUCAUAUGUUAAGAUGUCACUGGUCCCCGAUGAAUCUCGACGUACUCGCUGCAAGACCCAGGCAGUCUUGGACUCCAACAACCCCACCUAUGAUGACAAAUUCUCCUUUGAACUCCUUGAUGAAGAUCAGAAUAAGCGUCUUCUGAUUUCUCUCUGGCACAAGGACCAAAAUAGCAGCUUGAACGAGUUCCUCGGCUGUAUGUCCUUUGGGGUGAAGCAUCUCGUGAACCCCAACAAGGAAGUCAAUGGAUGGUACUACCUUCUUACAGAAGAAGUUGGUCGCAAGAAGCACCUGCAAGUCUCAUCCAGACCAAAAACUUCAGCAGCCCCUCUCAAGUCAAAGAACAAUUACCAGAACAUCCCCGUCAUCAAUAAGGAUGUUAUUGGGCUUGAGCCCAUCACUGUCAACAUGUACAGAGGCAAGAAUGGCUAUGGCUUCUCCGUAAUUGACUCCUUUCCCGUCAAGGUCGGUCGUGUGGAUGGUGCUUCUCCAGCUGAAAUGGGUGGUCUGAAGCAAGGUGACUGCAUCAUCAAGGUCAACGGCCAGAACGUCUCUCGCUCCACCUGUGUCAGUGUCGCCAAGCUUGUCAAACGUAGCAGUAGCAAGCUCAUCCUGGAUGUCCAACGCCAGAAGGAAGUUUCCAUUGAGACCUUCGAGAAGUCCCCAUGGAAGCCAAAAGCCCCCAUCUAUGAGUCCAUCCACAACAACUCCACUGAUGAUCAUGACUCAUCUGAUGGUGACAUUGAAGAAACAAAGGCUGACCAGUGCAUCUCUGUCGACCAUGCCUUCAUGGAAGACUUGGAGGAGGAUGACUUCAUUGCCACCAGCACCCCACUCCCUCUGCUUCUCGGUGGUCACAGGACUGCCUACACUGGUCUUGCUGAGCGCCGCAAGCAGGAAGCUGUUCACCGCCUGAUGAGUCUUGAGCUCGACUACAUUGACUUCAUGCAUGCUGGUAUGCAGCGAUACUCCCGUCCUCUCCGCCACUGCAUCCUGUCUGCCCAGCAGCACAAGGCUGUGUUCCAGAACAUAGAAAAGCUGGUGACCAUCUCAGAGUACCACAUCAAGCAGAUGCAGGACAACCAGCCAUCCAUGUACUCGGACACUGAUGAUGACUCUCAGUCCUCAGAGUCAGGCCACUUCCUCGCCUCCAUGGGGCUCAUCUACCAGUCCAAGGUCCACAUGCUCUGCCAAGCCUAUGAGAUAUACGCACAUGGUCUUUCGGAUGCCAAUGGUGUUCUCUCAGACCUCAAGAGGAAUGAAGAUUUCAUUCGAUUUGUCAAGAAUCCUCAGCUUCUGUCAGGUCAGCCCAGCAUCUCAGCAUUCAUCUACCGCCCCAUCCAGCACGUGAAGGAACUGUACCAGGUCCUCCAAGAUAUUUUCGCCAACACCCGUAGUGACUCCCAAGACCACAUCACCCUCCAGCAGGUUGUUGAUGGCAUGCAAGCCUGUGUCAACAACAUCACCAACUGCAGCAGCGCUCGUGUGUCAAGCUGGUCCUCCCUCACCUCCUCCAAGAGCAAACCCAGCAGUAUCGACAGUGGCAGCAUGAAGUCAGGGUCAUCCAGCUCAUCUGGUAGCUCUUCCUCCUCCCACAAGAAGAGCACUGGCUCGUCCAUCCCCAGCUCCUACUCCAUGAACACCAUCCGCUCCUCUGUUGACUCUGAGGUCAUGAGGAUCCAGGACAGACUUGUCUUCUCCAAGAAUGUUCCCGUGUUCCAGCUCUGCCAGGAGGAACGCCACCUUAUCUACCAGGGUGAUGCCUUCAAGUGGGCAGGCCGCCAAUGGACCAAGGUUCACAUGCUCAUGUUUUCGGAUGUUCUUCUCCAAGUUGAAGAAGAACAUGACUACCUCCGUGUCCUUGAAGAGCCCCUCUUCCUCCGAGACAUCUGUGGAAUUGAAGCUCAGAGAAAGCAUGCAACUGAAUUCAUCCUCCACACCUGCCCCAAGUCACCAUGUACCGGAAUCCCCAUCCAGCAGAAAAUGGUUCUCAGAGCCCCUACAACGGAAGACAAGUGUGUCUGGAAAUCACUCAUUGAACAACGUGUGUACUCAGUCCGCGGCUCCCUCCACACCUUCAGCAGCAGCAGCGGCCACAUUGACGAGAUCUCCGCCCGAUCCAGCAUCAUCAUCUAAGUGUUGUGUUCCUAUGCCGACUACAUACAGAAUGAUGGAUAGACUGGAUUAUGUGUGUCAUCUUCCAAAGACUUUGUUUGGAUGUGUUUAUAGUGCUCUGACAAUGUGGGGACAACUGAUCUGAAAUGUGAUCCAAGUGCAAUCUUUGUAUAGUGAAUUAUUGUACAUAGAAAACCAUCAGCAAUUGUCAACUUUCUGUCCUGCGAUGCAUUGUUACAGACACCAGCAUGCACCACAAAUACACUACUUCCUGUUCUUGCUUUCUCAUGUUGCAAUAUUGCUGUCGGAUGGUUAAGUGCUAUGUUUGUAGAAAUGUCUCCGCUUUGUCAUCUUGUCCAUUUGUACAUAGUCCACUGUGCUGUAAUCUAUCAUUCGUAUUUAUGUCUGUAUAGAAAUACAAUAAAUGGCAAAUCAAAACAAAA